AAUUAUUCACGCAUGAAUUAAUAUUAUAUAGUCGAUGAUAAAACCGUAUUAAUCAUUUUUCUCGCAUACUAACUAACUACUUUUUUAGUAACUGUACUGAUUUCGCCAUUAUAUACUCAGAAAAGUAUAUAUUAUACUGUAUAUCAUGGACACAAAUAAUUAUUUAGAUACGUCUCUUAAAACUCUCUCAAAUGUUUUUCUUUCUUGCUUUCUUGUCUAAUAACAUGGAUAACUUCUAUAAUGAAUUUAAUCAAUUUAAAUCUAGAAAUGUAUGGAUAAACAAUACUUUAACAACUAAGGAACAGAUAUUGAAUGCAAAAGGAAGAAGUUAUGACAAUACCUUUACAUUAACUGAAAAUAUAUUAAAGUUGUUGCAAAGAAAAGGGAUAUUAUGUUAUAGGGUCAAACCGGUCAAAGUCUCUGACUUUAAUGAUGAAUUGGAAAAAAGAUUGGGGUAUGAUACUUGGAAAGAGAUAGUGUGUAUUUUCAAUAGGAAAAUAAAUACAGAAAAGACCUUUAAGAUUCAAGUUGCACAGCAUUCUGAGAAAUGCCCUAAAAAAAUCUUCAUCCUUUACUUCUGUUACGCCAAUAGUUUUGGCGGUUUGGAGCAAGUCUAUUGCAAAAUCAAAUGGACCAUGAUAUCCAUUGGGCCCUGUGACCUGGUCGGAGCUCAAACUUGCCUUUGUAUAGGUUUGCACCAGCAACCAAGUAUUGAACACACAUAUUGCGAUUUCGAUGCUUCAUUUCCAUUGAAUGGAAUGUCUUGA
Molecule: messenger RNA, 767 nt
Organism: Rhizophagus irregularis DAOM 181602=DAOM 197198
Lineage: Eukaryota; Fungi; Glomeromycota; Glomeromycetes; Glomerales; Glomeraceae
Source: RefSeq, a predicted model, not a curated record